This is a messenger RNA of Tarenaya hassleriana, 1146 nucleotides long. RefSeq names its product haloacid dehalogenase-like hydrolase domain-containing protein 3. Bases 75 to 962 code for a protein of 295 amino acids. Lineage: Eukaryota; Viridiplantae; Streptophyta; Magnoliopsida; Brassicales; Cleomaceae. The record is from RefSeq and is a predicted model, not a curated record. The transcript has 6 exons.
UCAAUCGGACUCAUAAAGCAGAGGAAAGAAGAAAACUGAGAACAGAAAGGAGAGAGAGAGAGAGAGAGAGAGUCAUGGCGAUGAGAAGGAUGAGGCUAACUACGCAUCUAUUCUCCAUUUUCGGCAAGACCCAGGUGAUGAAACCGGCUCGGGUUCCUCGCGGGUCGACCCUGAUCGGGUCAGUGACCAGCCGUUUGUUCUCCUCCGCUUCGUCGUCGGCCGCUGCUGUGAUGGAGGAUGAACCAGAGAUGUACGGGCUUGGACGCGGACUUAAGGACUACGAAGAUUACCGGAGAUCUCUCUACGGUGAAAUCACUCACAAGGCGUUGCUCGUCGACGCCGUUGGCACUCUCCUCGUUCCCGCCCAAUCCACGGCCCAGAUAUACAGGACGAUUGGAGAGAAAUAUGGAGUUCAGUACUCGGAAGACGAGAUACUUAGAAGAUACAGAAGGGCUUACGAGAAACCAUGGGGUGGAUCUCGUCUCAGGUACGUGGACGACGCAAGACCCUUUUGGCAGUAUAUCGUGAGAGCUUCGACCGGCUGCUCGGAUUCACAGUACUUUGAAGAGCUUUACAACUACUACACUACAGAACAUGCAUGGCAGCUGUGUGAUCCGAAAGCAGAGACGGUGUUCAAGGCACUGAGAGAGACGGGCGUGAAGGUGGCUAUCGUCUCCAACUUUGACACCCGGUUAAGGCCUCUGUUACGGGCCCUGAGAUGCGAAGACUGGUUCGAUGCUGUCACUGUUUCAGCAGAAGUUGAAGCAGAGAAACCAAACCCGACAAUCUUCUUGAAAGCAUGCGAGCUGUUGGGAGUGAAUCCGGAGGAUGCGGUUCAUGUGGGAGAUGAUCGCCGGAAUGAUAUAUGGGGAGCGAGAGAUGCCGGAUGCGAUGCAUGGCUGUGGGGAAGUGAUGUUGCUUCCUUCAAGGAGGUGGCUCAACGGAUUGGAUUGAAGAUUUGAGAAGUCUGCCGAGACCAACAAACAGGAAGAAGAAGAGAGAUGCUUGUUUUCGGAAAUGUGUAUAGGUUUGUGUUAGCUUUUUAUCUGAGUUCUGUCUCUUGACGACCGUACGAAGAACAUAAAAAGAUUGUAAAUGUAAUAAUAAAAAGAAGCUUCGAACGAAGACUUGAAGAUUCAGAGUGUA